Messenger RNA from Limanda limanda (common dab), 2097 nucleotides. RefSeq names its product insulin-like growth factor-binding protein 1. Gene Ontology annotation, biological process: regulation of insulin-like growth factor receptor signaling pathway. Gene Ontology annotation, molecular function: insulin-like growth factor I binding; insulin-like growth factor II binding. The transcript is spliced from 4 exons. The coding region runs from base 209 to 1042 and encodes 277 amino acids. Gene Ontology annotation, cellular component: extracellular region. Lineage: Eukaryota; Metazoa; Chordata; Actinopteri; Pleuronectiformes; Pleuronectidae. The record is from RefSeq and is a predicted model, not a curated record.
GCUAUAAAUACGGGAGCGCGCACGGCACAGUUCCACAUUCUCCCAAACAUCAAAGGACAGAAGAAGAAGAAGCCACAGAGCAGGACCCGUGGGAACCAGCCGGAUUCUUCUUCUCUUUAUUAAUAAUAACCAGUUCUUUUGAAUCUGCUCUCCAGCUUUUUGAUAUAUUUUUUUUGCAAUAUUUGCUAUAUUGAGUCUCCAGCUCACUAUGUGGUCCACGGGUGGAUUAUGUUUGCGGCACGUCGUGGUGGCGGCGCUGGUCUCCGCCGUGCUGGGGUCUCCGGUGCUGGGGGUCCCGGUGCUGGGCUCCCCGGUGCUGGGGGUCCCGGUGCUGGGCUCCCCGGUGCUGGGGGUCCCGGAGCCCAUCCGCUGCGCCCCCUGCUCCCCGGAGCGGAUGCGCCAGUGCCCGGCCGUGGCGCCCGGCUGCAGCGAGGUGCUGCGGGAGCCCGGCUGCGGCUGCUGCCUCGCCUGCGCGCUGCAGCCUGCGCAGCUGUGCGGGAUCUACACGGCUCCCUGCGGGUCCGGCCUGAGGUGCACCCCCCGACCCGGAGACCCCCGGCCGCUGCACUCCCUCACCCGGGGCCAGGCCGUGUGCACGGAGACCCCCGAGCCCGCCACGACCCCCGAGCCCCAGACCCAAGAACCAGAGCUGGAGAUGGAGAACACAGCCAUGAUCUCGGACCCGGGCUCCAGCCUCUUCCUCCCCGGACACACGAAGCCCUUCGACCCGCGGGCUGCAGCCGACGCGCAGGAGAGCAUGAAAGCCAAACUGGUGGCGAUCCGCAGGAAGCUGGUGGAGCAGGGGCCCUGUCACCUGGAGCUGCAGAGAGCCCUGGACAAGAUCGCCAAGUCCCAGCAGAAGCUCGGGGACAAGCUGACCAGGUUCUACCUCCCGAACUGUGACAAGCACGGCCUCUACAAACCCAAACAGUGUGAGUCCUCCCUGGACGGACAGAGAGGUCGGUGCUGGUGCGUGAACUCCUGGAACGGAAAGAAGCUUUUAGGGUCGAGUGACGUGUCCACGGACGCAGAGUGUCCCUGAGCGGGGGGGGGGGCGACCACUGAUCACAAGAGAAGAAGAAGAAGAGAAGAAGAAGAGAAGAAGAAGAAGAGAAGAAGAAGAAGAAGCCACUGAUUAUUUCCCUUUUUUGAUAUUUGUUUAUUUAUUGAUCUUGUCCAUGGUGGUGUUAAAUUCAGGUACACUGUCAUUGGGGGGGGUUGUGCGUCCCCCCUCCCCCCCUCUCCACCCUCCACCCCCCAACCCCCAACCCCCAACCCCCCCUCUCCCUCAAACACCCGUCCCAAAGAGAAAAAGAAAAAAUCUAUUUUUGUUUUUCUGAAAAAACGAGAUUUUUUAAAUAUUUACUUUUGACUCUUCGGCCUUAUUUAUUUCAGCGUUACUACAUUGUAUUUGUUAUUUGUAAUUAUUUCAUGAGUAUUUAUAUAAUUGUUUUUUGUUAUUAUAUUAUUAUUAUUAUUAUUAUUAUUUGUGUGAGUGUAUAUAAAUAUGUAUCUUGGCCCUGAGUAGCUCCACUGCUGAGGAGUUUUCUGGAGUUUUGGUUUGAAACGAACCGAGAAACAAAAGCACUGAGCGACCAAAUCUCAUUUAGAAGUUGUUUCUAAAUGUAUUUCUAUUUGUUUUGUCGCAUUGUUGCCAUUUUUUAUGUAUUUUUUCUCGUUCUUAUUUUAUUUCCCGCUGUCACAUGAUCAGCUCACACGUUGUCAUGGUUACUCGGGGCUGCAGGUAGCCACGCCUCUCUCACGGGUAUUUCUUACAUUUACCUACCUCCGAUAUUUAUGUGUCUUCUGCUGUCACUUGUGUUGACGUGUGUGCGUCGAGAAGAGACGUGUCGUUUUAAAACUUUAUGCGUUUGUGUUGUUCUCUCUGACCAAGAACACACGUGACCACAAAGAGCGCCGCCCCCCCCUCCCCCCGCUCUGUCUACAUGCUGCUGUUGGGGAGAGAGAGUUGUUGUUGAUGUGAGUCGACUCCAAAGUGACUCACUGCUCACUCGUGUGUAUGUACACUUUUUGUAAUUGAGAUGUAAUGUAUAAGAGAAAAAAAAGGUGAUAUAUUUAAUAAAAACAUUAACCUCA